Messenger RNA from Plasmodium gonderi, 687 nucleotides. RefSeq names its product SAM-dependent RNA methyltransferase. Lineage: Eukaryota; Apicomplexa; Aconoidasida; Haemosporida; Plasmodiidae. The record is from RefSeq and is a predicted model, not a curated record. The transcript has a single exon. Bases 1 to 687 code for a protein of 228 amino acids. Gene Ontology annotation, molecular function: protein-arginine omega-N monomethyltransferase activity. Gene Ontology annotation, biological process: peptidyl-arginine methylation.
AUGCAUAACGAGGCGAGCGAAGGUCAGGGGUGGAUAGCACCUGGCCCCAAGUACAUUGUGGAACAUUUGGAUGAACUGGAAGAGUGGUGCAUACUAGAGUAUGUACACAUAUGCGAAACAGUAAAGGACGAAAAUGUCAUAUUUACAAAAUUUGACAAAGAGUUUAGCACUAUAUCAAAGGAGCAUAAACCUACAUGUUAUCAACAACCUAUUAACCAAUUGAGAGAAAAAUUCGGAUGGAAGAGAAUAUGUCUCCUAGACAUGAAAGCAAAAGAUGUUUUAACAUGUGAUGAUAAAAAAAAUUUGGAUUUUUUACUCUUUGGAGGAAUACUAGGGAAUGUGCCAUCUGAUGAUAGGACUUCCAUUUUGAGAAAAUGUCAAUUUACUCUUUCGAGAAAUUUAGGAGAUAUGCAAAUGACCACUAACACAGCUGUACUAGUUUGUCACAUCAUUUUAAAUAAUAAUGUCGAAUUGGAUGCUAUUCCUUUUGUUGAUAAUCCAGAAAUACCUUUGAGAAAUAAAAAAGAAUCAAUGGUUCUUCCCUUUCGCUUUGUUUCCAAGUACUUUUUUACAAAAUUGGAACAAGACAGACAUGUCCCUGUUCUCCCAAGAAAUUUCACAGAAUAUUUGAUUCGUCUCGGGGAUCAGCGUUUGACAGACUUGGACGAUUUCCUUUCGGCUCCUUGA